AUGGUAUCUGAUCUAUUCACUGAGUGGGUUCGCCGUCUAGACAAGAAGUACACCAGGCAGAAACGGAAAGUUCUUCUUUUCGUAGACAGCUGCGCAGCCCAUCCGAAAGUCCCCCACCUAAACUCCAUCACCCUUCAGUUCCUGCCACCGAACACGACAUCACAGCUUCAGCCUAUGGACCAAGGUGUGAUAAUGAACAUGAAGGUUCAUUACCGUCGCAAGCUGCUACAGAGUCUUCUCAAUGCCUACGACGCCGGGGAAACACCUCAGCCCAUCAACGUCUUGCUGGCCAUCAAUAUGGUUCACACAGAUUGUAUCGCCAACUGCUUCCGUAAAGCAGGCUUCGAGCCAGUACGAGCACCACAACCACGAUUCCUAGAUAAUAUCUGGGAACGUCUGGCUCUCUACAUGAACCUACCCAACACUUUCCAAGAGUAUGCAACUGUGGAUACAGAUCUUCAGGUGACAGACGAGCCAAGUGAUGAGGAGAUUGCAGCGGAGAUAACAGCGGAGAGAGCAGGCGAUGGUCCAGAUGACGACGAGGAGGAGGAGACGGCGGAAGCAGAGGAGGCCCAGAAAGAACAACUAACUGUCCGGCAGUGCAUCAACAUGAUGACUCAAGUGCAACACUUCCUUUGCACUCGGGCCAACAUGACAGAUGAGGUCUACCACAACGCAGCUGGCAUCAUGGACUACCUGUCAGAGGAGCAGCUUGGGACGAGCAUCCAGGGGAGAAUCACCGACUUUUUCCAGAAGUAA
This is a messenger RNA of Patiria miniata (bat star), 759 nucleotides long. RefSeq names its product tigger transposable element-derived protein 6-like. Gene Ontology annotation, cellular component: nucleus. The transcript has a single exon. Gene Ontology annotation, molecular function: DNA binding. The record is from RefSeq and is a predicted model, not a curated record. The coding region runs from base 1 to 759 and encodes 252 amino acids. NCBI's taxonomy places the organism in Eukaryota, Metazoa, Echinodermata, Asteroidea, Valvatida, Asterinidae.